Molecule: messenger RNA, 438 nt
Organism: Striga hermonthica
Lineage: Eukaryota; Viridiplantae; Streptophyta; Magnoliopsida; Lamiales; Orobanchaceae
Source: the annotation of a GenBank genome assembly
AUGGCAGCAACAAUGGCUACAUAUUCUUCAACUCAUGUUGUGGGAUUAGGCACUUCCCAUUUGUCUUCUCCAAAUAAACUAAGCCUCUCCUCAGGUUUCGUUAAGCCUCUCGUGAUAGCUAGGAAUCCUCCAAAACCAACACGAGCAUCUGGAUUUAAAAUCACAUGCUUCCAGCGGGACUGGCUCCGAAGAGACUUCAACGUGAUCGGCUUCGGCUUGAUCGGCUGGAUUGGGCCGUCAAGCAUCCCAGUCAUCAACGGCAACAGCUUGACUGGGCUUUUCUUUUCAAGCAUUAGCACUGAGCUGGCCCAUUUUCCAACUGGGCCGGCCCUCACUUCCCCCUUCUGGUUGUGGUUGGUGUGCUGGCAUCUGGGGCUGUUUUUGACCCUUACAUUUGGGCAAAUUGGCUUCAAAGGAAGGACUGAAAAUUACUUUUGA